Messenger RNA from Naegleria lovaniensis, 921 nucleotides. RefSeq lists its product as uncharacterized. The coding region runs from base 1 to 921 and encodes 306 amino acids. The record is from RefSeq and is a predicted model, not a curated record. The transcript has a single exon. Lineage: Eukaryota; Heterolobosea; Eutetramitea; Acrasida; Naegleriidae.
AUGAAUCACAAACGCCCUCGUGCUCUCAAUUACAACUAUAGCAUUAGCCUUUACUUUGAUCAUGAUGUCUCUGACAACGAUCUCAAUGACAUCAUCAUUGUUACUGAAUCUCGUGCUAAACUCAUUGUACCUUCAAACAGACUUAAUGUUAUUCAAGUCUUCACCGACAAUCUGGAAGACUACCAAACAUGUUUUGACUCCUUGCAUGAAGACAUUGAUCAAAAACGCUUUGAUUGCAUCCUCAGCCCAUCUAAUUUUCAGGCGUCGGAACAUACUUUGAUGUGCUAUACUACCAACAAGGCUAAACAUUAUAAUACCAUUACAAGCCUUCUCCACUUGAUUUUCCACCAAGGAAUUAGGUACGAUCAAUUCAAUACUACAUUUAAGGAUAAACAAUUCAAGCUUAGAAUCUCACUCUAUAACCAACAGGACCAGAGUGCUGUCAUGAAACUCCCUGGAUUUGAAGAAUUCAGAUCUCUCGAACAGAUUCGAAAUGAAAUGACAGACACGAUGGCUGAAUGCAACUUUGGACCUGAUUUUUCCGAAGGUGCUAUCAAAGUCGGUGUUAAACUACUUGCAAAACGUGCCAAUGUGAUCAUUCAAGACGACAUGAUCCAAAUUGUUAAGCAAACCAACCAAAGCGUUGGUUCUUGUUUCUUCUUUUGCAGAGUCAACCUGGCUUCCAAACAAGACCUCAGUAGUUUCGUGAACAUGGAAAGUGCGUUUAAAACUAAGAGUGGCCAUCCAGUUGCCAAACGUUUCAUCUCAUCCGUUGACAAGAUUUCUGCCAAAAUUGAAAGAAACGCCUCAAGAUAUCCUUCCAUGGUCGUCACCAACGUUAAGAAGACUUCGAUGGUGACUCCUUCUCCAACCCUCUCUAACAGUUCAGAACCAAAAAAGAGUCACAGCUCCACAAAAUAA